CGGCCACGGGCGGAGGGAAGGUGCGGCGUGCGACGGUCGCCGCGUCACCACCUGCAGGAUUGGCAGCAGGCAGAGGACGGGGGCGCUGCAGGGAAGGCCACCGCUGCUGCUGACCGCUUUCGACGCCGACCAAAGGUGCGCCGGUGGCGGCAUGUCCGCUUUCUCGGUGGCAACGGCGGCCGACAAUGACCCAUACGCCGACGAGAUGAUCAAGAAUGACCGGCCCCUGAGCGCAGCUGCUCACAAGGAGAGCGAACACGGUUGGCCCCUGGACGAACUCGCCGAGGAGACGAACAAGAAUGGGUCGCCUCUGGAUGGACUUACCGACGAGAUGAACAAGAACAGCGAGUCUGUGCGUGGACCGCCUAUGGAGGACGUUGCCACUGAGGCUGUCAACCAGCCGGCUGAAGAGCUCCUGCAUGCCAAGGCCAUCGUGCCGUCGCCAGAGGCUGUGCAGCCUGAAGCUGUCCAGGAAGAUACAGGUGUGAACGACAGCACAUGGAAGGAAUCCGUCAACGACCUAGUCCAAGAGCAAGUUAGCAAUCUUACUCGUUCACAGGGCAAUAUGCCGUUAUCGCAGGUCGCACUGUUUGGAUCUGUUGAGGGAGGCUCAGACCUCAGUGGUUUGAUGUGGCAAGAGCCAGAGUCCGUCAACGACUCGACUCAGCAAACCCUGCUUUCAAAUGCUGAUGAUGUACCAUCAGAGAAUGAACUGUCUGAAACAGUUGUGAAAUCAACGGAUGUGAAUGACUCCCCAAGGAAGAAACCUAUCGACAAGCCAGUCAACGAAGAGGUCGGUGCAACACUCCAAUCCAACUCCAACGUGCCGUUAUCGCAGGUCAGACACCUUGAGUCUGUUGAGGGUCACACGGAUGUGAAUGACGCCAUGUUGCAUGAGGUCGACAAUGAUUCUGUAAACGAACCCAUUCAACAGCCAUUACAUCUUGAUGCGGACGAUGUAUCACCACAGGCUGAACAGAAUGAAAAAGUUGAGAAGUUCACGGAUGUGAAUGACGCCACACGGCACCGAAUUACCAACGAGCCAGUCAACGAACCGGUCGGCGUUCCUCUCUAUUCCAUGGGCGACGAACCUUUAUCGCAGGUGGAACAGAUUGAACUUGUUGAUGGUCACACGGAUGGGAACGAUACCAUGAUGCAGGAGUUCGUUAGUGAGUUCAUUGACCAGCCGGUUGGAGGAUCCUUGCAUUCCAAUGCCGCCGUGCUAUCAUCUCAGGCUCAACAGCUUGAACCAACUGAGGACCACACGGAUGGGAAUGCCACCACAUGUCAGAAAGACAUCAACGAGCCAGUCAACGAACUGGUUGACGAGCCUCUUCAUUUAAAGGGUGACGUGCCGUCAUCACAGGUCGAACAGCUUACACCUGUUGAUGGUCAAACGGAUGCUGAGGAUCCCACGUUGCAGGAUAUUUUCACUGAGGGGGUAGACCAACCGGUUAAAGAACUCCUGCGUUCGAAGGCCGCAGUGCUGCCGCCACAGGCUGAACAGUCAGAAAAAAAUGGGAAACACACGGAUGCAAAGGGCGGCGCACGGCAGGAAGACAUUAGCGAGCCGGUCAAACAAGCGGAUGCCAAACCCAUUUAUGCUAACACUGAUGUACCGGCAUCGCAGGCCGGACAACCAGAAUCUACUGAGCUUCAUGAGAAUGUUAAGGAUCCUAUUUGGCAGGAGGCGUUCAAAGAUCCCUUCCACCAGCCUAUUGAAGAAUCCGUGCACUUUAAUGUAGAACUGCCGUCAACGCAGGCUGAACAGCUUGAACCAACUGAGAAACAUGCGGGUGCAGAUGACGGUACAAGGCAGGACAGUAUCAAAGAAACAGUUAGUGAACUUGUUGACGAGCCUCUUCAUUCCAAGGCCGGUGUGCAGUUAUCGCACGCCGAGCAGCUUGCACUUGUUCAUGGUCACACGGAUGUUAAUGAUCCUGACGAACUCCUGAAUUCUGACGGCGUCGUGCCGUCAUUGCAUGCUGAACAGCCUGAAAAGGUUGAGAAACACACGGAUGCGACUGAGGCCUUAUUGGAGGAAGUCAUUAACUCGUCAGUCAGCGAACAACUCGGCGCAGCUGUUCAUGCUGAGGCCGGCGUGCCGUUGUCGCAGGCCAAACAUCUUAAACAUGCUGAAGGUCACACGGAUCAAAUUGAUCCCGUGUGGCACGAGGCUGUCAAAGAGGCUGUGGACGAGGCGAUUGAAAAAACCCUCCAUGAUCAUGCCGGCAUGAUGUCAAUACAAGAUGAAGAGCUUGAAGCAGUUGAGAAACACAACAACGUAAAUGACGUCACAGGGCAAGAAACUGUCGCCAAGGUAGCCAAUGAACUGGUCGCCGAACCCAUUCAUGCUACGGCCGAUGUGACAGCAUCGCAGGCCAAACAGGUAGAACCUGUUGAGGGUGGAUGAGGGCGUAAAGGAUGUUAUGUGGCAGGAGGCUGUAAACGAGCCCGCAAACGACUCUAUAGAAGAAGUUUUGCAUUUUAAUGCAGAUCUAUCGUCAACCCAGACUGAGCAGCAUCGACCAGCUGAGAAACACGUCGAUGGAAAUGACACCACAUGGAGGGAAGAUCUCACUGAUCCAUUCAGUGAAUUGAAUAGCGAGCCUCUGGAUGGCGAUCCGUUGUUGCAGGAGGUUGCCAAUGAGGUGGUCAACCAGCCGGCUGAAGAGCUCCUGCAUUCUGAGGUCGUCGUGCUGACGUCACAGGCUGUACAGCCUGAAACAGUUGAGGAAGACACGGAUGUGAGAGACAGUACAGGGAAAGAAUCCGUCAACCGGUCGGUCGACGAACCAGGGCUUGCCAACGAACCUGCCCCACUGUCAUUACGUGAUGAGCACCUUGAACAAGCCAUGAAACACACGGAUGCCAAUGAUAUCUUAUGGCAGAACGGCACCAAUCGUCCAGUCGAUGAACCACUUUUUUCUCGUGAAAAACAACAUUCUGAUGAAGCACAAGCGUCACGUGGAGGUGAGCAUGGACCAAAAGCCGUUCGCAGUCUGUUCCGCCUUGAGCAUGACACAGACGGUAGUUCAAACCAUUGUCAAAGCACAGACGAAUCCAGAACCGAGCCACCCUCAUUCGAUGGAGAGCAUAUUGACAUCGAUGGCACGGUUCCCAUGCACGAUGAGCAAGAUUGGACGGCUGGUCUGGCUACAGCCGGUGCAGAGCGUGACAGUUUUGAUAGUUCAGUGCCAUUGGCCGUCGGCGAUAAUUUGGUCACCGGAUUUGAGCGGUUUGAUGAAAAUUAUCCCGGAGUUGCUGAAGUUGCAUUUCAAGAGCACAGCUCCAAUUCACAAACUGAAAUGAGCAGGGUGGCAAUAGAUGGCGCGGAUAGCCAGCCCAAGCUUGAUCACAUUCCCUCAGUGAAGCAUGUACUCACGAUGAAAAGGGAAUUUCGCAUGAGCAGGUCGUCAAUCCUGGAACUCACCCCAUCGGAGAUGAUGAGUCCUCAGAGGAUCUCAAGCUGUUGGCAGAGAGCGCACAGCAUGGAACAGAUGCAGGACACACCGAUGCAAGGGACGAAAACGUGCUCGAAAAUGUUCGGCGUGCAAUGCUCCAAGCACGGUGCACAAAUGAUGAGAACACCGGUGAUCAUGCUCCGCAAGCCCCCGACGGUAUGCUCACAUCGAUGGUGGACGUGCAGACCCAUGCAGAUGCUGCAAGCAUGCACCAAUCAAAGACUGAAGCACCUCUGGCCCAAGGGCAGGCAGAGAAUGUGGACAUUCUGAUGCAGCACGUGCUCAGUGCCGGGUCCAAUAUCAAGCUGUCCUCAUCCCAAGAUCAAAGUACGAGUGCAAAUGAUCACAUGUUACGAGAAAUUUCCAGUGCACCAAGAGCCGAAGGGAACCAGGUGGGUUCUGAAAAUGAUCUAAAAACCGAAAUGGAGCGGGUGGACUCUGAAAACAUCUUUGUGGAGGGGGCAGCGUCGCAAGGACAGAUCGACAACCUGUGCAUGGACGCGGUGCUGCACUUUAACGAGCGCUCCGAUGGUAAUGGUGAAAUCCCUCAGGAACACGUCCAGUUGCCAACGUCCGAGGAAGAACGCUUCGUUUCAAAUCCCGUCGAGAAUGAGGCUUUUUCCAAAGCAGAUUCACCCCUGACCGCCGCGACGGAAGAAGUUAGCGAUGACGGUAAUACAGUAUCGCAACCGUCAGUAGAAAGUGACCCACAUGGGCUUCUUGACGUGUCUGCUGUCGACAAACACCAAAACGAGGGCCCGAAUGCGGUCGACCUAGUCCAGCCUGCUCUUGCUGAAGGCGCAAUAUUUGCACUUUCUCCUCCAGAAGCUUCUCUAGCAGCGCAAGACAAUCGUGAUGACCGUGACCAUGAUGAUAAUAGCAACAUCCCACAAGUCACACACAAUUCAAGUAUCAAACCAAAUGAGCAUGAUGAAUCGGAACCCAUUUUCACUCAGCAGUUGGGCCUUUCACGCAAGGAAGGUUCUGAUGAAGUUGGUGAUGAAGUGCACGCUAUGUAUUCCGACGUUGUACGGAGCAGGGAUCCUCGUGACGACGUUCUGAGCUCAGUCGGAUCAAAAAGCGACAGUAAGAAAAUCGUUGGGGUUCCGGACUUCCCAGAAAUAGAGCAACAAACGCUGGAACAACACCGUUCAGCAGGAGCAUUGCUUAGUUCCAGCUUCUCAGGUCCAAACGAAGAUGAUGCCCCGGUGCCGACCAUGACAUCCAUGAACCAAGAGGCAGAUAACAACCUGAACCAAUACCCCGCUGCUCUCAGCCCAAAAGACGACCGAAAUCAGUCGAAUCCUGCAAAAGAUGAGUCUUUGGAUAACUUCCAGCACCCGACUGCCGCAGAUGAAUCCAAAAGUCAAAAGUCAUACAGAGGUCAGCUGUUUGGGGAACCAGACAGGCAUGAAGAGGUGCGUGUUCUUGACCGGCAAACAGCAUCGCCCCGGCCAUGGAACCCCGAUGGUGUCGAAGCUCAGCAAGCUGAUCUAACCAGCGCGUGUAACAUGACACCCCCGUUCCGCGAUGAUGACUACUACGAGGAGUUUAGACGAAGGGAAGAGGAUCUGCUGUCAUCUCAAGGGAGGGCCCGCAGUGAAGAGAGGGGCCUUCCAGUUCAGAAUUCGACUUUUGCCGAGGAUUACAGUCCCUUCUCAGCCGAAGACUGCGACUUCACGGAAACCAUCCACGACGCUGAUGUGUCGACAAUGUAUGUUAGUCCUCGCACGGAGUCAGCUGUCUUCGGGACACCUCCGAAGGAAGUGCCGUCCCAUCCACCAGAGGUCGCGCGGGUCAGCUCACCAGUGGAUGUUGAACCAACUCGACGCAAACGCAGCCCAUCCGAGCACGGCAGUCCAGACGAUCGCCAGGACCUCGUCUCGCUGGCCUCCGAUGUCGGCAGCCACGAGUUCAGCAUGGCCAGGAACCAGCCGACGCCUGUCACUCUGGCGGCGGACAGCGAUCGAGCAUCUGACAGCCUGGAGAGCCGACCGGACCAUUAUGAUUUACAGCCCGGCGUUGAUGUUGGUGAAUGUCGGGAAGCAACCGAGCAGGAUGUCUGGCGAACGUGCAUGGUUGCUGGCAAGGAACAGAGGAUUGAUAUGAACGCAAUCGAACCGUACACAAAGGUGCUGUCACAAGGAGGGUACGUGGACGGCGACGCCGGCCAGCCCAUCAUCGUAUUCGCCUGCUGCCACCUGCCGGACAGGGCCCGAGCCGACUACACCUACAUCAUGGACAACCUCUUCCUGUACGUGCUGGCCACGCUAGAUGAGCUGGUCUCAGACAACUACGUGCUGGUCUACCUGCACGGCGCCACCGACAGCGGCCGCGCACCACCCUUCGGCUGGCUGCGGCGCUGCUACCAGCUGAUCGACCGCCGCCUGCGGAAGAACCUGCAGUGCCUGUACCUGGUGCACCCCACCUUCUGGCUGCGCACGGUGGUGGCACUGACGCGACCCUUCGUUAGCUCUAAGUUCAGCCGCAAGCUGCGUUACGUGAGUGGUCUGAGAGAACUCAGCGACAUGAUCCCGAUGAACCACGUGGUCAUACCGGACAAAGUCAAACAACUGGAGUUCCAGCUGAUGAUCGCUGAGCGGAAGAGAGAGCUCCGAAUAAAAUAGACCUCUGUUGGUGAUGCUUUCCCCUGUUCAGGCAGCCUUUUCACCGUCCAUGUUCGUUGAUAGAACGACCUUGCGUUGGCUGAGCAGAACAACGUCCCAGCCCGCUCGCUGAAGACGCAGGCUGAGGCGCGCCAGCCUGAAGACUUCUGGAGCCCGCCGAUCCGUGGCUAUGGCGUCCGUUUGGAGGUGCGACCAGGUGCUGCGGCGUUCACCAUAACUCAUCUUUCCCCCGAGUCCAAACCUUUGCUGUAUAGUGAGAUUGGCGUAUGCUAUUAUGAUGAAGAGUUGGUGGGUAUUGCUGGCUACGGUUCAUGGUUGCUAUCGACACAGCCACUCCACUCUGCUCGCGGCGCGGCAGAGUCGUUCUCCGUGAAGGGCCGUGUAUGGGUCGCGCGCGAGGGGCUGUCUGAGGGUCGAACGCGCAAGCGGCUGUGAGCGGUGAAUGGAGUGCCGCGGGACGGCCUUGCACUCCCAUUGACUGUUGAACGGCGUGCUGAGCGAUGAUGAAAAAUGGCCCGGCUGGAUCACCGUGUACGCCGAGUCAUCCGGAGGACACAGACCGACGCGAGCUAUUGCGCUGGGUUCGUCUACAACGCCUCUGACUGCUGUGACCACUGGCGUGUCGCCUCGCGAGGCAUGGGGCCCAGGUCUCGCGGCGUCGCUGAUGCGGGCACUCCGACUAGACCGGAAAUGCGGUGGGGCUGUGAUUGACGUCAUUCGUGGUGUGAGAUAUGUCGGUCGGGUGUGCUGGUGCGGUGCUGUAGGCGUGAAAGACUCACGGUAUAAGGCAUACAAUACGCAUCAGUCACA
Messenger RNA from Pollicipes pollicipes, 6901 nucleotides. Its product is annotated as protein prune homolog 2. Gene Ontology annotation, molecular function: GTPase activator activity. Gene Ontology annotation, cellular component: cytoplasm. The coding region runs from base 3557 to 6091 and encodes 844 amino acids. Lineage: Eukaryota; Metazoa; Arthropoda; Thecostraca; Pollicipedomorpha; Pollicipedidae. The record is from RefSeq and is a predicted model, not a curated record. The transcript is spliced from 9 exons. Gene Ontology annotation, biological process: small GTPase-mediated signal transduction.